UCUACUCUCACCGUCUUUACCAAGCUCAAGCUCCAGCUCCAUGUCUUCACUAGUAUUAGCUAUAUUCUUGAUCCUUCUUGGGUCUCUCUUGCCUUUCCUUCGUUACCUUCUGCGCAGAGCCGGAAACUACAAACAUGGCAGGAAACUACCCCCGGGUCCCCGGCCCCUACCACUCAUUGGUAACCUCCACAUGCUAGGGAACCUUCCUCAUCGAUCCCUUUACUCCUUAUCCAAAGAAUAUGGACCCAUCAUGUCGUUGAGGCUAGGCUCUAUACCAACCAUUGUGGUUUCGUCUUCUCAAGCUGCUGAGUUAUUUCUUAAGACCUAUGAUUCCAUUUUCGCUAGCCGUCCAAAACUCCAAGCAUCUCUCAUGUCUUAUGAUUUUAAAGGCAUGGCUUUUACUGAAUAUGGCUCCCAUUGGCGAUACAUGAGGAAGUUGUCUGCACUGCACCUUCUGAGUGUAUCAAAAAUUGAGUCUUUUGCACCGAUGAGGAAGGAAAAGCUUGGGUUGCUGGUGGAUUCGUUGAAGAAAGCGGCGGCGGUGAAGGAGGUGGUGGAUUUCAGUGCAAGGGUUGAGGCAGUAAUACAGAACAUGACUUAUAAGAUGGUGUUUGGAGGAAAUGAUGAUGAUGAGUUUGAUAUGAAGUCUCUUAUUAUGGAAAAUAUGAACUUGGCUGGAGCUUUCAAUGUUGCUGAUUAUGUGCCAUGCUUAGCUACAUUUGACCUUCAGGGAUUGACAAAGCGUAUGAAGGCAUUCAGCAAGAGGAUGGAUGAAGUAUUAGAGAAGAUAAUUGAGGAUCAUGCAAAAAAAGCUAAUAGCUCCACUCAAAAUCAGCCUAAAGAUUUCAUCGACGAGUUGCUUUCCCUGAUGAACAAUUCUCAAGAGGAGAAAAUUGAUCGAGCUAAUAUCAAAGCACUAAUGAUAGAAAUGAUCGUGGGAGCAUUCGAUACUUCGGCCGCGACAGUUGAGUGGACAUUCGCCGAACUUCUACGGCAUCCAAAGGUGAUGAAACGUCUCCAAGAAGAGUUAGAAAACGUCGUCGGCUUAAAUAGAAUGGUGGAGGAGAAAGACCUUCCAAAGUUAACCUACUUAGACAUGGUGAUAAAAGAAAGCUUGCGGCUACGUCCUGUUGGACCAUUAUUGAUCCCACAUGAGUCCACAGAAGACGUCACUGUUAAUGGGUAUCACAUACCAAGAAAAUCCAGAAUUAUAGUAAAUGCAUGGGCGAUUGGGAGAGAUCCCAUUGCAUGGCCAGAAAAUGCAGAGGAAUUUUUCCCGGAAAGGUUUAGAGAUAGUGAUAUAGAUCUUCGUGGGCAUAAUUUUGAGCUUAUACCAUUUGGUUCUGGCCGUAGAGGGUGCCCUGGAAUGCAGCUGGGACUCGUCACUGUUCGAAUUGUUGUAGCUCAGUUGUUGCACUGCUUUGAUUGGGAGCUUCCUGAUGGUUUGUCGCCGAAUGAAAUUGACAUGAGCGAGAGAUUUACACUCACGAUGCUCAAAGCUACUCAUUUGCUUGCUGUCCCGAAGUAUCGCUUGCUUUGUUGAAGAAGCUUGGCUUCUAUAUGAUGAUCUCGGUGCUGCAUGCUGUUGAAUUAUCGCCAUUUAUGAGAAGAAGGAUGAGCUAGUAUAUAUAGUAAUAAUGGAUUUGUAAUCCUUACCGUG
Messenger RNA from Manihot esculenta (cassava), 1660 nucleotides. Its product is annotated as cytochrome P450 CYP736A12. The transcript is spliced from 2 exons. Bases 41 to 1543 code for a protein of 500 amino acids. The record is from RefSeq and is a predicted model, not a curated record. Gene Ontology annotation, molecular function: oxidoreductase activity, acting on paired donors, with incorporation or reduction of molecular oxygen; iron ion binding; heme binding. Lineage: Eukaryota; Viridiplantae; Streptophyta; Magnoliopsida; Malpighiales; Euphorbiaceae.